Oryzias latipes (Japanese medaka) is the source of this 1648-nucleotide messenger RNA. RefSeq names its product T-box transcription factor Ta (gene tbxta). Gene Ontology annotation, biological process: mesoderm formation; heart morphogenesis; regulation of transcription by RNA polymerase II. The record is from RefSeq and is marked provisional. NCBI's taxonomy places the organism in Eukaryota, Metazoa, Chordata, Actinopteri, Beloniformes, Adrianichthyidae. Gene Ontology annotation, cellular component: chromatin; nucleus. Gene Ontology annotation, molecular function: RNA polymerase II cis-regulatory region sequence-specific DNA binding; DNA-binding transcription factor activity, RNA polymerase II-specific.
GGAUUUGUCUUCGAGCGCCUCACCUGGAAAUAUGAGCGCGUCGAACCCGGACCAGCGCCUGGAGCAUCUCCUGAGCGCCGUGGAGAGCGAGUUCCAGAAGGGCAGCGAGAAGGGAGACGCGUCGGAGCGAGACAUCAAACUGACGCUGGAGGACGCAGAUCUGUGGAACAAGUUUAAAGAGUUAACCAACGAGAUGAUCGUCACCAAGACCGGGAGGAGGAUGUUUCCGGUUCUGAGAGCCAGCGUGUCCGGUCUGGACCCGAACGCCAUGUACUCGGUUUUGCUGGAUUUUGUGGCCGCGGACAACAACCGCUGGAAGUACGUGAACGGGGAGUGGGUGCCCGGCGGCAAACCGGAGCCGCAGAGCCCCAGCUGCGUGUACAUCCACCCGGACUCCCCCAACUUUGGCGCCCACUGGAUGAAAGCGCCCGUCUCCUUCAGCAAAGUCAAGCUCUCCAACAAGCUGAACGGGGGCGGACAGAUCAUGCUGAACUCUCUGCACAAAUACGAGCCGAGGAUCCACAUCGUGAAGGUGGGAGGCAUUCAGAAGAUGAUCAGCAGCCAGUCCUUCCCUGAGACACAGUUCAUCGCUGUCACUGCCUACCAGAACGAAGAGAUCACCGCUCUGAAGAUCAAGCACAACCCUUUUGCCAAAGCCUUCCUGGAUGCCAAAGAAAGGAGCGACCACAAGGACGUCCCGGAGCACAGCGCCGACAGCCAGCAGCCGGGAUACUCCCAACUUGGAGGUUGGUUUCUCCCCAGCCAGAGUCCAAUCUGCCCCAGCAGCAGCCCCCCCCAGUUCAGCAGCUCAGCGGGUCACUCAUCGGGCUCCUACUGUGAGCGUUACUCCGGCCUGAGGAGCCACAGGGCGGCGCCGUACCCCAGCCACUACCCCCACCGCAGCGCCGGCACAAACAACUACAUGGAGAGCAGCUCCGGAGGUCUGUCCACUCACGACAGCUGGUCGGCGCUUCAGAUCCCCAACUCCCCGGGUAUGGGCACUCUGUCCCACAGCUCCAACUCCACACCCAACUCCAGCCAGUACCCCAGCCUCUGGUCGGUAGCCGGCUCCUCGCUCGCCUCCUCGGGCUCCACCUCUGGCUCCAUAUCCGGAGGCCUGACCCCACAGUUCCUGAGAGGUUCCUCCUACACGGGCCUGACCUCCUCCCUGCCCGUCUCCUCGCCCUCCUCCAUGUAUGACCCCAACCUGAGCGAGGUGGGGGACGCUCAGUUCGAGAACUCCAUCGCCCGGCUCACAGCGACCUGGGCGCCCGUGGCUCAGAGCUACUGAAGCUAUUCCGAAGCAACUCCGGAGAGGAUGCUGGAGCUCGUCCUGAGGGAAGCUGAGCAGAAACUGCCUCACAGCCGCAGGGUCCUGCUCUGGGAAGACUCUGAGACGUUUAGUUAGGAUGCAUCUGUGCGUAGGAAAAGCUGCUGCAGAGGAGCCGUGGAUCCAAACUGUUAUCAUCACAUGAAUCAUUGAAGCUUUUCCAACCCUCUUCAGUAACAUGGAUGUGUACAUGUGUGUAAAUACAGUAAAUUAACUCUGUCUUCACCUCAACGUGCCUUCUACUGAUCGAAAUGCUGCCAGUGCCCCCUCCCCCCUCCCCCAAUCAUGUACAUACAGUAUUUGACUGAGCUGCAAGUU